ACUUUGGGCAACAAAAAGAAACAAAACUUUUUUCAAGUUACUAUAAUACAAACGUGCCCCUGCAAGAGAUAAAUAGGGUUUACUCUACUCGAUGCAGUGUCAAGAAACAACCGACGCACGCAUGGAGAAGAAGAAGAAGACACUACCAUCUCUUCCUGAAGAACUGAUAAUCCAAAUCCUACUAAGGUUACCGGUGAAGUCUCUUAUUUGUUUCAAAUGCGUUUGUAAGUCAUGGCUUUCUCUUAUCUCAGAUCCCCAUUUUGCAAAUUCACAUUUUGAAAUUACCGCCGCAACACCCACUCGUAGAGUUCUGUUCAUAGUACAAUCUCGAUAUGUUGAAACUGAAUCUAUAGAUUUAGAAGCAUCACUUAAUAGUCAUUCUUCUUCUACUUCACUGUACUUUAAUUUUAUGUUUUACGAAUCUGGUUAUGAUCUUGAAAUUAAAGGUUCGUGUAGAGGUUUUAUACUUUUGCACGGUUAUUUCAACAUUUACCUUUGGAAUCCAUCCACUGGACUUCACAAAAAAUUACCUUUGUCACCUUAUGAUGGUUCCAAAUCAAAUAGAGAUCAUUUCUAUGGUUUUGGGUAUGACCCGUCACUAGAUGAUUACUUUUUGGUUUCAUUGUCCAAUGAUCAAAAGUUAGCUAAAACCAAACAUUUGGAGUUUUUCUCAUUGAGAGCUAAUACGUGGAAAGAAAUUGAGGGUAAUUUCCCAUAUAUCAAUGGCUCUGAUGAAAAUCCCAAAAAAAUUGGGUCCUUCUUUAACGGGGCUAUUCAUUGGUAUGCUUUUCGUCAUGAUUUACGAUAUGAUGUUAUUAUUGCUUUUGAUUUAAUGGAAGAGAAACUUUUAGAGAUGCGCUUGCCGGAUGAUGUUGACUAUGAAUCUAAAAAUUGUGAUUUAUGGGUAUUUGGAGAAUAUCUCAGUCUAUGGGUUAUGGAUUUUGAUACUUAUGCAAUUGAAAUAUGGGUGAUGAAAGAAUACAAAGUGCAUUCGUCUUGGACUAAAACCCUUGUUCUGGCUAUUGAUGGCAGUGGCAUUCACUUCCACUACUUUUCCCUAAUAUGUUCUACAAAAAGUGGUGAUAUCAUUGGAUCAGAUAAUGGUAAAAGAUUGGUGAAGUAUAAUGAUAGAGGAGAGUUGCUAGAGUAUCUCCCCUAUUCUUACAGUCACGUUGGAUAUCAAACGGUUAUGUAUACAGAAUCGCUGCUUUCACUCCCUGGUGAUAAUGAGCAAGCUUAAGAAGAUGACACAAACAAGAAGAAGAAUGAGGGUAAUAUGUGUUUGGUGGCUGCAUUUGUAAUAAGAGUCCAGUAUCCCAUGAACUGAUUAUCGGUUCUGCAAUAUUCUCCUUCAGUAUGCUCUUGAUAUUUAUCUGGAAUUAUGAAUUAUUGGGUAGCUUCUUUUGCAGGGUAAUGUGUUUGACUGCAUUUGUAAUAUGAGUCCAGUAUGCCAGAUGAACUAAUGUAAUAUGCCAUGAAUUGCUUAUUGGUAAAACAUUUGUAUUAUGUUUGUUGAAAAUGUUUAACAGCUUUGUUGUUUGAUUCA
Molecule: messenger RNA, 1546 nt
Organism: Trifolium pratense (red clover)
Lineage: Eukaryota; Viridiplantae; Streptophyta; Magnoliopsida; Fabales; Fabaceae
Product: F-box/kelch-repeat protein At3g23880-like
Exons: 2
Coding region: 92-1240 (382 amino acids)
Molecular function (GO): protein binding
Source: RefSeq, a predicted model, not a curated record